Messenger RNA from Plasmodium gonderi, 642 nucleotides. Its product is annotated as 50S ribosomal protein L27. The coding region runs from base 1 to 642 and encodes 213 amino acids. Gene Ontology annotation, molecular function: structural constituent of ribosome. Lineage: Eukaryota; Apicomplexa; Aconoidasida; Haemosporida; Plasmodiidae. The transcript has a single exon. Gene Ontology annotation, cellular component: ribosome; mitochondrial large ribosomal subunit. Gene Ontology annotation, biological process: translation. The record is from RefSeq and is a predicted model, not a curated record.
AUGAGAAUUAUUGUUUUCUUCAUUUUUUUUUCCCUAAUCAAAUGUGUUAUAUGUGGUAAAAAAAUCCCAAACGUUGCAAAUAAUUCAGGAAUAUAUUUAAGACACCGAAGAAGCAAGAACAUGAUUAGAAUAGCACAGAAAAGUUAUAUGUGUAUGAAUGAUAUAAAUUUAUCGAGAAAAGGAAACAAUAAUGUGAUAACAUGUAGUAGUUUUAGGAAUAAUAUUAUUAUGAAUAAAAAUUACCUCAAAGAAUGCUUUAUUAGGAAUUAUGAAAAAAAAGUGCGUAUACUAAAUUUCAGAUAUUUCAAUAAAUUAUGGGCGAAAAAAAAAGGAGUGGGGAGUACAAAAAAUGGAAGAGAUAGUAACCCCAAAAAUUUAGGGGUAAAAGUAUUAGGAAAUAAUUUUGCUCAUGCUGGUAACAUUAUAGUUAGGCAAAGAGGAAGAACCUUUAAACCUGGUUAUGGGGUCAAGCAAGGAAGAGAUUUUACACUAGUUGCUACUAAACCAGGGAAGGUCCAUUUUUUUAACCGUGUUGUAAGUAUUAUAGAUGUUAGUAACCCGAAGCCAAUGACAUAUAAGGAUGUUUACCAAGAAGACCCAACUAUCUUAACUUUGUCAAGGGUGUGGACUUCACCUAAGUGA